Ceraceosorus guamensis is the source of this 3450-nucleotide messenger RNA. RefSeq names its product putative ATP citrate lyase subunit 1. The record is from RefSeq and is a predicted model, not a curated record. Lineage: Eukaryota; Fungi; Basidiomycota; Exobasidiomycetes; Ceraceosorales; Ceraceosoraceae. The transcript has 5 exons. Gene Ontology annotation, cellular component: cytosol. Gene Ontology annotation, molecular function: ATP citrate synthase activity. Gene Ontology annotation, biological process: acetyl-CoA biosynthetic process; tricarboxylic acid cycle; citrate metabolic process. Bases 1 to 3450 code for a protein of 1149 amino acids.
AUGUCGUCCAAGCCCAUUCGCGAGUUCGAUGCCAAGCUGCUGGUCAACUACUGGUUGCCCAGGUCUCCAGUAGCUCAUCCCUCUCUCAAGCUCAAGGAAUUUAACGCGCCAGUCGCAAAGGUCGCGCAAGUCUCUUGGGACCCAGAGACUAACACAGUGACCCCUGAAACUGCUCUGCCUAGCUGGGUGCACGAGGUAAAGCUGGUUGCCAAGCCCGAUCAGCUCAUCAAGAGACGCGGCAAGGCGGGCCUGCUGAAGCUUAAUUCUGACUGGAAAGACGCACAAGCGUGGAUCAGCGAGCGGGCAGGCAAGUCACAAAAAGUGGAGACAGUGACGGGAACCCUCAACAACUUCAUCGUGGAGCCAUUCUUCCCUCACCCUGCAGACACAGAGUUCUACGUCUGUAUCAACUCUGCACGAGAGGGAGAUUACAUUCUUUUCACUCACGAGGGAGGUGUAGACGUUGGCGAUGUGGACGCAAAGGCCUUGAAGCUGCUGAUUCCCGCGGACCCAGAGCAAGGCUUCCCCACGCGAGAGCAGUGGACUUCUACCCUCUUGCCGGGUGUCAAGAGCGCAGAGAAAAAGGAGCACCUUACCGACUUCCUGAUCCGCCUUUACAAUGUUUACGUGGACUUGCACUUUGCCUACCUCGAGAUCAACCCUCUUGUUUGCACAGACGAUGGCACGAUCACUUAUCUCGAUAUGGCUGCCAAGCUGGACCAAACUGCAGACUUCAUUUGCGGCCCCAAGUGGGCAAUUGCUCGUGACCCAGCGCUGUACAACAAUUCAGUCGCUGGUCAAGCGGGCGGCGUUAAAGGAGAAGACAGAGGACCUCCGAUGUUCUUCCCUGCUCCUUUCGGCCGUGAUCUUACCAAGGAAGAAGCAUACAUUCAGAAACUCGACUCGGGUACAGGUGCUUCUCUGAAGCUGACUGUCCUAAACAACAAGGGCCGCAUUUGGACUAUGGUCGCAGGAGGUGGUGCUUCAGUCGUGUACAGUGAUGCCAUUGCCGCACAUGGAUACGCGCACGAGCUGGCCAAUUACGGAGAGUACUCCGGAGCGCCUAGCGAGGGCCAGACGUACGAGUACGCCAAGACAAUCCUUGACUUGAUGACUCGUGGCGAGGUCAACCCUCAAGGCAAGCUUCUCAUCAUUGGAGGAGGCAUUGCCAACUUUACCAACGUGGCUGCUACCUUCAAGGGUAUCAUUCGCGCCUUGAAGGAAUUCAAGCAGGCUCUUUCGACCUAUGGAGUCCGCAUCUUCGUUCGUCGAGGUGGGCCAAACUACCAGGAGGGUCUUAGAGCGAUGCGCUUGCUCGGCGAAGAUCUCGGAGUCGAAAUUCAAGUCUUUGGCCCAGACACGCACAUUACAGACAUCGUGCCUCUUGCUCUUGGUAUCAAAUCCGCUGCUGAUCUCGAUGUGCAGCACAAGCCUUUGCCCUCAGGUGCGCAGACUCCCAACGCGCCCGCCAACGGAGACGCUCCCGCCCAGCACCCUACUGGUCACGUCGACCCUCAGACUGGAGAGCGAACCCAGCCGCAAGACCAGAUCGUCACUUUUGACAGCGUCACUGGUGUCCCCAAGAGACCGGCUCAUGUGCCAUUCGAUGAGCACACCCGCAGCUUGGUCUACGGUCUUCAGCCGCGCGCGAUCCAAGGCAUGCUUGACUUUGACUUCUCCUGCGGCCGAGCUUCGCCCUCAGUAGCAGCCAUGAUCUACCCGUUCGGGGGCCACCACAUUCAAAAGUUCUACUGGGGUACCAAAGAGGUCUUGCUGCCGGUCUACACGAGCGUCGAGGAGGCUGUCAAGAAGCACCCCGACGCAGACGUUGUGGUCAACUUUGCCUCUUCACGCUCCGUUUAUCAGUCAUCGCUGGAGAUCUUGAAGCUGCCCCAGAUCAGAGCUUUGGCCUUGAUCGCAGAAGGAGUACCUGAACGUCACGCCCGUGAGAUCCUUUGGCGAGCGAAGACUGCUGGCGUGCUCAUCAUCGGCCCAGCGACCGUGGGUGGCAUCAAGCCAGGCUGCUUCCGUAUUGGAAACAGUGGUGGCAUGAUGGACAACAUCCUUGCAUCCAAGCUUUACAGGCCUGGAAGCGUUGGCUACGUCUCGAAGUCCGGUGGUAUGUCCAACGAGCUCAACAAUAUCCUUAGUCUGCAGACCAACGGAACGUACGAAGGUAUCGCCAUUGGUGGUGAUCGCUACCCAGCGACCACUUUCUUGGACCACCUUAUCCGCUACGAGAAGGACCCCAACUGCAAGCUGUUGGUGCUGCUUGGUGAGGUCGGUGGUGUCGAGGAGUACCGAGUCAUCGAUGCGGUCAAGAAGGGCGAGAUCACCAAGCCCAUCGUUGCUUGGGCCAUCGGAACAUGCGCCAAGAUGUUCACUACAGAAGUUCAAUUCGGUCACGCCGGAUCUAUGGCCAACUCUGAUGCUGAGACAGCUUCGGCCAAGAACGCUGCGAUGAAGGCUGCCGGCUUCAUCGUUCCCGAAACCUUCGAGGACCUGCCUGUCGUCUUGAGACAAGUCUACGAGAAGCUCGUGGCCAGUGGGACCGUCGUGCCCAAGCCUGAGCGCGCGCCACCUGCGAUUCCCAUCGACUACAAGUGGGCGCAGGAGCUUGGCAUGGUCAGAAAGCCUGCGGCGUUCAUUUCCACCAUUUCCGACGAGCGAGGUGCUGAGCUCAUGUACUCUGGUGUCAAGAUCUCGGAAGUCUUUGCCUCAGAGAUGGGAAUCGGUGGUGUCAUCUCUCUGCUGUGGUUCAAGCGUCGCUUGCCCGCCUUCUGCACCAAAUUCAUCGAGAUGGCCUUGAUGCUGGUCGCUGACCAUGGACCUGCCGUAUCCGGUGCCAUGAACACCAUCGUCACUACUCGUGCUGGUAAGGACCUCGUGUCCUCUCUCGUUUCUGGUCUUUUGACCAUCGGCGACCGGUUUGGCGGUGCCCUCGAUGACGCUGCAAAGGAGUUCAGCAAUGCCUACGACUCUGGAUUGACACCUCGUGAAUUCGUCGACAAGAUGCGCAAGGCUCAACGCUUGAUUCCAGGCAUCGGUCACAAGAUCAAGAGCACCAGCAAUCCCGACUACCGCGUCGAGGUUGUGAAGGAAUUCGUAAAGAAGAACUUCCCAUCUAGCCGCAUGCUCGACUACGCCCUUGCUGUCGAACGUGUGACCACUGCCAAGAAGGACACUUUGAUCCUCAACGUCGAUGGAUGUCUUGCUGUAUGCUUCGUCGACUUGCUCAGGGACUCGGGCGCAUUCACCACCGAAGAGGCAAACGAGCAGAUCCGCAUUGGCUUCCUCAACGGCAUCUUUGUCCUUGGACGCUCAAUCGGUUUCAUCGGUCACCAUCUCGACCAGAAGAGACUCCGCGCUCCCCUCUACCGUCACAGCCCCGACGACAUCUUCAUCGACAUGGCUCAACCUCAACGUGUCGUUGGUCAGAUCAAGAAGUAA